Molecule: messenger RNA, 2023 nt
Organism: Drosophila busckii
Lineage: Eukaryota; Metazoa; Arthropoda; Insecta; Diptera; Drosophilidae
Product: BRCA1-associated protein
Exons: 5
Coding region: 241-1905 (554 amino acids)
Biological process (GO): protein ubiquitination; Ras protein signal transduction
Cellular component (GO): cytoplasm
Molecular function (GO): zinc ion binding; ubiquitin protein ligase activity
Source: RefSeq, a predicted model, not a curated record
GAUUUACUAUGUGUAAAUAAACCGCCUAUUCGAUAUGUGUUGCUGCAGCUAUCGGUGCGCUUUAGUAUUUUGUUGGUAUUAUUUACGCUUGUUUGCUUUUCGAUAACAUUAGCUCAGCUGUUGUCUUUGUUGUGUAUUGCAUUAUUUGAUGAAAAUUGUUGAAUUUCUAAAAAAUUCUUCGAAACUAAAGAGCUAACAUGAUUUUUGGUAUAACAAUUUGAUCAAAAUUAUGCUUCUGUAAUGCUAGAAAACAUUUCGUUGUGUGUCAUCAGAAUCGAGAUCGAUUUGGAAGCCAACUCAGAGACCGAAGGCGCAGUGUCCACAGAACAUCCAACGAAUCCGCGUGUACAAAAGGAACGUGAACGAGAUCGCGGACUGCGCCAGGCCCGCGAAAUAAUAAUAGAAACCUACAGUAAUCAGCGUUGGCAGCGUGAGCUAAGCGCCAACAGAGAGUGCAAAAUGAACUGGGCUGCUGCAGUGCAGCAGCAGGAAGGUGGAGCUGGAAGCUCGCGCGAGACAACACCACGUAGUGGCGAUGAAUUGAUUGGCGCAGCUGCCUCCAAGUUUCCGCUUGAAAUCGGUUACUUCUCAGGCAAUCCUGUGGUGGAGCUAACAAAGGGCAUUAUUCAUUUGUAUAAAAAGAACGAGCGUAAAGCUAUCAAAGAGGCUCCUUCAAAUAAGCUGUGUUUGCUGGCUGUGCCAGCUACGCUUGAUUGCCAUGACUUGCUUAACUUUAUAGCACCUUGUCAUGCUGAAAUAAAACAUGUUCGCAUUGUGCGGGAUGGCAGUCCAAAUCAAUUCAUGGUAUUGCUAGAAUUUCGCUCGAAUGAAUCGGCGCUGGAGUUUUAUAAAUCUUACAAUGGAAUCGCAUACAAUUCCCUUGAGCCGGACACUGUGUGCCAUGCUGUAUGGGUGUCAGCAGUAGAGCGUGGUGAGAAUGGCAUCCCACCGCUAGGGCAUACCGAGCUGCCCACUUGUCCUGUUUGCCUGGAGCGCAUGGACGAGAGCGUUGAUGGUGUCUUAACCAUUUUAUGCAAUCAUGCCUUUCAUGCCAGCUGCCUGAUGAAUUGGGGUGACUCUACCUGUCCCGUAUGUCGUCAUGUUCAGACACCAGAAUUAGUCGAGGAUUCAGUAUGCAUGGAAUGCGAGGGCACAGAUUCGCUAUGGAUUUGUUUGAUCUGCGGUCAUGUGGGCUGCGGUCGUUACCAAGGCGGCCAUGCAGCUGCUCAUUAUCGCGCUACCAAUCAUACUUUUGCCAUGCAACUGGGCACUUCAAGUGUUUGGGAUUAUGCCGGAGACAAUUUUGUGCAUCGCUUGUUUCAAAAUAAAUCCGAUGGCAAGUUGGUUGCUUCACAGACUGAAAAAGAUGAGCGAGAGGAAAAAAUCGACUCUAUGCAAAUGGAAUUUACAUAUUUGUUAACCUCUCAGCUGGAUACACAACGUAAGUUUUAUGAAGAGCGUUUGGAGAAAAUGGAACAGGAAUGGCGGAGCUUCAAAGUCAGUGCUGCAGAGACUAAGACAGAGGUAGAUGAGCUGCAGCAGCUACACCAAAAUGCGCUCAAAGAAAAACAAACCUUGGAGCGCAAACUAGUGCAACACGCAAACAAGCUCAAAGAAGUACAGAAGCAGCUGACUGAUGAACGUGAACUGUCCAAGGCUAUACAGACCACUCAGAGCAGCUGGCACAAGAAAUUCAAGGAUCUGGAAUUACAGUAUAACGAGUUUAAGACUAAUCAUGAUAAGGAGGUCACUGAUCUUAAGGAGCAGCUUCGCGAUGUCAUGUUCUUUUUGGACACGCAAGAGAAAAUGGCCGGUACCGAAGUAUCUGGCGCCUCAAUCACCGGCGUUAGUAAUAAGGAUCCUACCAGCAGUUCACGCCGUAAUCGACGCAAAGCCAGAGAAUAAAACAUUAAGUCUGUUGCAUUAAGAACCUAAGCACUUACAAAAAUACUUUUGAAGUAACAUUUUAAAAUAAAUCGAUAUAUAUGUAUGUAGCAUCCUUUUUGUAUUAUUCGAUUCUCAG